CAGCAGCCAGCCAUCCACACAGGCACACGAUUAGACACACACAGACACACGCACGCAGUAACUAAGUCACCCUCACAUAAACCAACAAGGACAGCCCCCCCAGUAUCAGCAGCAGCAAGUAGGUGAACAUCACCUCAGACCACAGUCCUGAAGGCAGCCAGCAGCUUCUUGCCCUCAUCCCUGCCCACACUACUGCUACUCCAACGGGCCAGCAGUAUACUGCUGGUCAGCUGCGACUCGGUGAUGAACACCGUGUUCGCCACCAGGGGGAUAAGACAGAGAAGCCCGAGCCAAGUCGCUAAGUCCCAGACCAGUGGAAGAGUCCACACCAAAUAGUGAGCCCAAGCGAUGACAGAUACAGCACAGAUCAAGUGGGUCAACACGGCGCGGCGUUUGGCGUCGUCCAAGAGAGGUGAGACCACCCCAAAGGCAGCAGAAAGCCGUGUGAGGAACGCCACAGAGGCUGGGAAGAAGAAGGCCCAGGUCAGGCAGGCCCAGGCCCAGACGGACCGAGGGAUGAGGCCAGCGAGGAAGAGGAAAGGGACCAGGAACCACACGUGAUGCAGCAACAGCGACACGUAGAAAUCGAUCCUACAGAACUGCAUAAACGAAAGCAAAGACACAGAGAGGAAGGAGUCCGAUUGGCACCCACCACCCCGGCUGUGCUUUCUUCACCCGAUCUCACCCUCUCGAUCUUGGGUUGCGCCUCGCGUGCUAGCGUGGCUCGUGUGGCCCUGCGCAGUGGUCCUGCCGCAACCUCGCGAGGUCCUCGUUCCGCCGUAGGCUGAGAAGCCGGACGCCAUGGUGGAAGCACCAGGUAAGGCAUCGAACGGCCAAGAGGAAACGGAAACAGGAGAGAUCUCGCCCAGCUCGAGGUCCAAUCCCACGGGCUUCACGGUCGCAUCCUCAGAGAGAUCACCAGGUAGAUCUUCUAUGGGAAUCGAAGGAUUGCCAAGCACGCGAACAGCCAUGAUCGUCCAGACCUCCUUGCCCGGAAAGGGAAGGAGAGGAAGGAGAAAGGUGCUGAGCUC
This is a messenger RNA of Vitrella brassicaformis, 1031 nucleotides long. The record is from the annotation of a GenBank genome assembly. NCBI's taxonomy places the organism in Eukaryota, Vitrellaceae.